Caenorhabditis elegans is the source of this 1363-nucleotide messenger RNA. RefSeq names its product Glycine N-acyltransferase-like protein (gene T10B10.4). The transcript has 8 exons. Gene Ontology annotation, cellular component: mitochondrion. Gene Ontology annotation, molecular function: glycine N-acyltransferase activity; acyltransferase activity, transferring groups other than amino-acyl groups. The coding region runs from base 18 to 911 and encodes 297 amino acids. NCBI's taxonomy places the organism in Eukaryota, Metazoa, Nematoda, Chromadorea, Rhabditida, Rhabditidae. The record is from RefSeq and is marked reviewed.
AAACUGACCAAGACAAGAUGAAAGCGACUUUGAUCGAAAUCACCACACGAGAGAAUCUGCGCAGAGCUCAGGCUCAGUGCUCUCGCCAUGUCAGUGCCAUCUACUUUCCAUUCUCAAUUCAUACUCAGCUGGAAGAUAGCUUCCCGGAGAGUCCAGUACGAGUUUUUGUCUAUCCAAACAUCUCCCAUCCGAAAAUGUUCUUCAUGUUCAAAGACAACGAGUUCAUCAAGCCAACGCUGGCGCUGGCUCAAGUUUCGGGAACAAGCAUGAACCGCCUUGAGCUCAUCGACCUAAUCAAUGAAUUCCGAACACGUGUAUUCGGCGCCAAGCGUCAACCUCAUCUUGUGAUUGCCGAGGAACACCUCAUUAAAAUGUACGGAGUCGCCAUGCGCCUUUCUUCCAGCGACUGGACUAAUAAUGAUCUCAGACUCUCUUUGUUCUACAUGACAGAGUCUCAGAAAAAGCUUGCCAUGACCACACCAUUGCCUAAUGUGCCACAUGGGUAUUAUUACGACGAGAUUGAGCCAACCGAGGAAGCUGAAAUUGUUAACAACACAUGGAAGCAUGCAGGUGCUGGCGAUCUUGAGCAAACAAUGGCCAAAUUGCUUCGAUUACCUUCAUCAUGCGUCCGUUUCAACGGGAAGCCGGUUGCAUUUGAAAUGAUCGACCCGGCUGGAUUCUUCAACAACCAAUAUGUUUUCGAGGAUCAUCGCCGCAAGGGACUCGGAAAUGCAGUUGAGAUGGAUCUUAUUCACAAAACUUUAAGCAUCGGGUUUUCACCAUUCAAAACGGUUGCCAAGGACAACAAAAUUGUCUUGGACGCUUCAAUUGCCAACAAACUGUGGACAAUGUGGAGCGACGAGGAUGGAAAUGCAAAGACCAUCGUUUUCCAGACUUGGCGUUGUGACUAACAACCACAUUAGUAUUUCCACAUUUAUUUUUCCAUCAUAUUGAUGGUCCGAAUUUACCAUAUUGGUAUACAAUUAUUGUUUUUUUCAUGUGUAGAUCUUCUAUCUAGGGCAUACCCUCUCACCCACCCAUCCCAUAUUUGUACCUUCAUUCCAACCCGAUUACUUUAACAAUACUUAAAACUAUUUUAAUAACUAUAAUAAUAAUAAAUCGAGCUAACUUUUUUUUGCUUAAAAAAGUUAGUUUUUCCUUUAAAUCUAAACACAUUCUUGUUUUUUUUCUUCAUUUGUUAGUUGAGCCACCCUCUCUCUUUUUCCACAUGUUUGAGCUUUUAUUUCUAUUUCUAUUUCUCCUUCUUUUCUUGUAAUUAAACUUUCCAAGUUAGAAAUCAGAACUGCUGAUAGAAAAGAUAAUAGAAAGAGAAAUACGAAAAAAUAAAAAUGCACGUUCUGAA